Molecule: messenger RNA, 1495 nt
Organism: Astrephomene gubernaculifera
Lineage: Eukaryota; Viridiplantae; Chlorophyta; Chlorophyceae; Chlamydomonadales; Astrephomenaceae
Source: the annotation of a GenBank genome assembly
UGAAAAUACCCGAACUGACAUAUACCAGCAAGUCAACAACACCUUUUUUGCAGAAUCUGGUUUGGUAACAACUCAAGUUUGUGUUGUCUACCAUGUAUCCGACAGCGAAAAUUGUGGCAACGGCGUUGCUGUGUCUUUUUGUCGCGACAGAUGCCGCUACAAAGAAAGCUCCACCUCCGCCAAGUCCGGUCCAUGCUUCGGACGUACUUCGGCUCAUAGGAGACAUUAACGGCGCAGUUGAGCCCAACCUCUGUUCAAACCGUACCGAUUUCGACUGCGCCCGAAGUGCUCGAGCAGAGGUCCUGGUGUACGGCCCCAAGGCCAAGCAGAGCUACUGGGCGCCGCUCUGUGAGCCGGCUGAUGCGGGCACCAAGCAUAGCCUGGCGGACCUAAUUUGCAAGCUUAUGACCGGACUCCCCAGGCUGGAUGACAGCACCACCACCAUCACCAUGCGCUACCAGCCCAAUACCAGCAUCGGGUCCUACAUCAUCCCCAAGGGCAACCCCAAAAACGCAACCUAUUUCAAGCCCAACAGCUACAAUCGUUGGGUCACCGUCACCGGCGGCAACUUCAGCACCGCAUCUUCCGUCCAGGACUUGAAACUAAAGGUAUCAGCAACCAAGUGUGCAGACGGCAAGAUGCUGGCCAUGCGCUGCGAGAUUUACUUUGUUGACCGUUGGUGCAUCAAGGACGGCGUGCGUGUGUUCUGUUAAGUCUUAACGUCUUUGGCUCACUGUCUGCAAAGCACAGUUUAGAGAAGGUGAAAGCAUGGUCAACUCUAGCGUGCGGGCGCAGAAAGGGAAGGGAAGACCCGAACACUUGUCAAAUAAAGCCAUAGUGAUGUUCCCUUACUUGGGAGAAUCGGUCGUCAUUGGGAUUCAAACUGAAGAAGCCGUUGCUUAGUACUGCAUAUAUGCUUUUCUAUGUAUGCCGAUAUGGCCUUCCUUAGCAACUGUUUGUGUUGGGCUUAGAGAGGUUGCGGUGGGAUAUGAAAUACCCACGUAGGAUGUCAACCUGCAACAGCUGGAAACGGGUGAAUUUGAACGUUAAAUACAUAGCUGUCUAGUAGACUUGGCAAGAUCUGCCUCGGUCGUGUGUGUUUUAUGCCUAUCCUAAUGACCUAUCCUGUGAUGGAAGCAUGUCCGGGGCUUCUUAUUUUGCGGUGUCGUGUCGUCCCCAAUAUCUGGAGUCCUGCGUGCCACUAGCAAUUUCGGACUUUGACUGUGUACCGGUAGGCUGAGAGCCUAUCUUCAAGUUGCAAGGUACACGUAACGUUACACGUAAUUUCAUACCAACCAGACCUCACAUUGUGCGGGCUUGCAUAGGCUUCCGUUAGCAGACCAACCGCCGCAUGUGCAAGUGUAUCCAACUGACUGGGGUGCAGUACUACAGUCAGCAGCGUGGUGUAAAUGAACGAAUGACCGUUACAAUUUGGUGUCUGAUGCCAUGGUAGGCUUCAUAACCUAACAGAUGCUUGCGUAGUGUGUUGCAGCAG